Molecule: messenger RNA, 882 nt
Organism: Magallana angulata
Lineage: Eukaryota; Metazoa; Mollusca; Bivalvia; Ostreida; Ostreidae
Exons: 4
Coding region: 1-882 (293 amino acids)
Source: RefSeq, a predicted model, not a curated record
AUGGACGAUAUAGGCAAUUACUCAUGCACAGUCACCAAUGCUGUAGGAUCAGCAUCAGAACAUGCAGAUUUUGGUGUGGAAUGGCAAAAGAGCAUUGACGGAAAUACUUUUAACUGCAUAGACAUAAGUCAACCACGAUAUAAAGGAAGUAGAAUUGAACCCGAGUCUCCAUUACUUGUCAUACCGAAAACAACAUUUGAAGACAAACUUCAUUAUCGACUUUUAGUUUGGAAUAUAUUUGGACGGUGUAUCAGUGAUCCGUUACAUCUCAUCGUAACAGGAAGUCCUCCAAAUGUUUUGACAAGUCAUAGAAUAUAUUUCGAACAUCAAUCAGUAAAACUGAUUGGCACAGUUUUUGUGAGUGAAAAGUCUCCUGCAGUGCACACAGUAUUUUGGACAAAAAAUGGAGAGAAAAUUGUAACGUCUGAAAGAGGUGGAAGAUAUUCGGAAGUGAGCGUUGACCAUCCUUCACUUACCAUAAACAGUGUAAACUCUCAUGAUAUCGGGGCUUAUCAACUCAAUGCCAUCAACGCCGUUGGAUCAACUGCUAGUGACACUAUUGUCCUUGAUGAACCUAGUAUAUGUGUGGAAAGAAAAGAAAAUCCUGAUAGCAGCCACUGCUUUAUAGCACAGAUCCAAUCCGUUCCGGCAGCCUAUCACUCUCAAUGGAUGGUAAAGGGGAAGGAUGAUGAUACGUUCAAGCCAGUCGACAUCAAUGAUGAGGAAUUUAAAGGAUCUUCAAACGCCCUUCCUCGUCCUAUAUUGGUUGUAAAACACAACCAACUACUUAAAGAGAAUUGUUUUGUCAUCGAAGUACAAAAUUUUGUUGGGAGAAAAACACAUUGUUUUGCAGGCAUGUUUUAUUUGCAUUUUUAUCGUUAA